Molecule: messenger RNA, 183 nt
Organism: Cooperia oncophora
Lineage: Eukaryota; Metazoa; Nematoda; Chromadorea; Rhabditida; Trichostrongylidae
Source: the annotation of a GenBank genome assembly
AUGAUGAUGCCUCCUUGGUCCCUCGUUUGCCUCGCAGUGACGGUUACUGUCGUUUCCACACAGUACCUUUCCGAUGGUGGCGAAAAUGAGAAACGAAACGAUUUCUCACGCGACAUUAUGCACUUCGGCAAGCGAGCAGUCAUUCCAGCGGGAUACAAAAGCAGUAACCGUACAGAUGUAUGA